GGAUCCUCCCGCUGUUUUCAUGAGACCCGGAAAAAAAGCCAAAACGAGGAAGUGCUGACGCACCGGGCCGCACAGAUACACCCCGAGGCUAACCACUCGGACGGCCAACAGCUCUGGGACGAGGACCAGACCGGAAAUGGUGGUUUCCAUGGCAACGCCUGAGCGGGUUGCCUGGGAGAUGACCCCUUUUGGUCUCUUUGAAUCUUAGCUGUAGCAUUACCUCGAAGUAGGAUCGAACAUCCUGGACUGUCUCCUGCCAUGAUUCCCGGGAAAUACCGUUCCGUUUCUGGCCGAGCUGCAAACAAUGUGAACUGCGGACUUCAUCUGGUUAUUCAAACGUCGUCACUUUCUGACAAAAAUAAAGUUGAAUUCAAGCUUAAUAGAGAAACACCAUCAUUUCCUGGCAGACUGUUGCAGCAUGACCUAGAGAGAAACUACUCCAGUAGGCAAGGAGAUGGAAGAGUAAUAAGUCCGUCGCCUCGUAAUAAGUCAUCAUGCAUCUCAUCCCCAACAAACGUGACAGAACUCUGUGGGCUGGACAUGAGAACUGCCACAAGCUCCCUGUCAGCAUUCGGAGACUCUUCCAUUCAGACACCUUCAAAGCCCAGAAUCCGGCAGGGCUGUCAUAGUGCUGGCCCUAAUGUAUCUGGUGAUCAUAUUAAUCUGGUGAGCUCAUCAAUGCCAUCAUUUCCUAUUCUCCAGCGUUCCUCUGAAGAGAAAAUUCUUUACUCAGACAGGCUGACCCUGGAAAGACAGAAGUUGACUGUGUGUCCUAUCAUCGAUGGAGAAGAACACCUUCGUUUAUUGAAUUUUCAGCACAAUUUUAUAACUCGGAUCCAGAAUAUUUCUAAUCUACAGAGGUUAAUAUUCUUGGACUUGUAUGAUAACCAGAUUGAAGAAAUCAGUGGGCUUUCCACUCUGAGGUCUCUCCGUGUCCUUCUGUUAGGGAAAAACAGAAUCAAGAAAAUCUCAAAUCUGGAGAAUUUAAAAAAUUUAGAUGUUUUGGACCUCCAUGGAAAUCAGAUAACCAAGAUUGAAAAUGUCAAUCAUUUGUGUGAUUUGAGAGUUUUAAACCUUGCCAGGAACCUCUUGAGUCAUGUUGACAAUCUCAACGGUCUGGAUUCUCUGACUGAACUUAACCUUCGACACAAUCAGAUCACUUCUGUGAGAGAUGUGGAUAAUUUGCCCUGCCUCCAACGCCUCUUUCUCAGCUUCAACAAUAUAUCUAGCUUUGACAGUGUUUCCUGCCUUGCUGAGUCAACGUCCCUCUCAGACAUCACCUUUGAUGGCAAUCCAAUAGCUCAAGAGUCAUGGUACAAACACACGGUCCUUCAGAAUAUGAUGCAGCUGCGCCAGCUAGACAUGAAGAGAAUCACGGAAGAAGAAAGACGUGUGGCAUCUGUUGUAGCCAAAAAAGAGGAGGAGAAGAAGAGGGAAAGUCAUAAGCAGUCUUUGCUGAAGGAGAAGAAAAGGCUAACAAUUAACAAUGUCGCUCGAAAGUGGGACUUGCAGCAACGAGUAGCCAAUCUUGCCACCACCCAGGACAGAAAGGACUUCGAGUCCCCUCUGCAGGAACCCUGUCAGAUCGAUGGAAGCGCCACCAUCUCUGCAUUUCCAGAGGAAACAGGGUCUCUAGACCCAGGGCUCAGCAGUGCGUUACAAGGCUUGUCGGUCACAGACACACACUUGGUGGAGAUAGAAGGGGAAACCCUUUCCCUGUACGGCUCAGGGGCACUGGAAUGCCUGGACAGGAACUGGAGUGUUCAAACAGCCAGCAUGGUCACCACCGUCUCUUUCACAUUCAUCGAGUUUGAUGAAAUUGUCCAAGUGCUUCCCAAACUGAAGAUGAAGUUUCCAAAUUCUCUGGUAAACGCUUUCCUUUGGAAGUUCUUUGAAUUGUUCUUCACUGUGCCUUGUGUGCUCAGGCCAAAGCUUGAUUCAGCUUCAGUUUCUGUAGUUUUUUUAUGUGCUGAUCUCUGGCACUGGAAUUUAAAUUACUUCCAUAAAUGCCCUUGCAGGUUUGUGUUAAUAUUAGAAACUGUAUCUCUAAAAACAAUCCUUGAUGCAGUAGAAAAGACCAAUGGAAUUGUGACACAAAAUGAUAUGAUAAUGGCUGAGCGGCUCUUUGGAAUCCUGGCCCAUGUGGCAUCUUCCGAGUUGCCUCAGUACCGCAUGAUCUCAAUUCUGGGAGAUGCCAGUCUGGGCUGCAGUGUGACGUUCUGUGUCUGUCUCUGUACUAGAGAGAAACGCAAAGUCUGCGAGAUAAAGGACAAGAAGAAGUUCUGCAAGAUGUAUGUGGAAGACCUCGUGAAGGAAGCCACAGCAAUCAACAUGAAAAACGAGGCUCUGCAGAAGCUGUGGCCGCAGAUGUUCAUUGAGCUGGUCAGAGACGCCGUCAUAGAAAUCCGCAGCAAGGAUUCCUACAUGAAGCUCUGCCUGCAGCAGAUCACUGACCAGAAAUAGGGAUGGCUCCUACUUCUGGUCGAUUCGAGCAAUUUUUUAAAGUUUGGCAAGAUGCAGGUUAGGCAUGUUGAGACAACACCACUGUCCCACAGACUAGAAAGGGUGGCAUCAAAGCCUUGCUGCCCACACUGGCAAGAAAGGAGGAAGGCAGGAGAGAGGGAAGACUUUUCCUCUGCAUACUGACCACACACACUUGGGAAACCAAGUGGCCAUGGGAGGAGGCCUGUCUGCUGGGUCAGAAUGCUUCUUCACCUCCUGCUCUGACUGGUGCACCUGCUCCAGCCCCAAGCACGCAGUGUGUGCUGCCAGGCUAGCAUGACUUGCUUCUUCCAACCUCCAGCCGAGACUUUUCCCCUUUUUUUGCCUUUUUAUUUUAUGUCAUGAUUUCAAAGCCAAGCAUAUGUUCUUUUUUAUGAGUGAAGAAUAAAUACAUUAGUUAAAAAAAACCAA
Molecule: messenger RNA, 2913 nt
Organism: Microtus ochrogaster (prairie vole)
Lineage: Eukaryota; Metazoa; Chordata; Mammalia; Rodentia; Cricetidae
Product: leucine rich repeat containing 49
Exons: 16
Coding region: 259-2463 (734 amino acids)
Molecular function (GO): protein binding
Source: RefSeq, a predicted model, not a curated record